ACCAACAGCAGCAGCUCACCUACAGCACAAACAUGACCACCACUGAAAUGGGCAUGGGCAGGGUCACCUUCUACGAGGACAGGAACUUCCAGGGUCGCUCCUGGGAGUUGAGUGACUGUGCUGACUCCUCCUACCUGAGCAGAUGCCACUUUCGGGUGCAGAGUGGCUGCUUCAUGGCCUACGACCAUCCCAACUACAUGGGAACCAGUACUCUCAUGAGGAGGGGCGACUAUGCUGACUACAUGAGCAUGUGGGGAUGGAACAGUGGUAUCAGGUCUUGCCGUAUGAUCCCCAUGUACAGAGGCCAGUACAGGAUGGGUUACGAGAGGGAGAACUUUGGUGGUCAGAUGUAUGAGAUGAUGGACGACUGUGACAACAUGAUGGACCGUUUACCGUAGAACAACUGCAUGUCCUGCAACGUGAUGGACGGCCACUGGCUGAUGUACGAGCAGCCCCACUACAGAGGCAGGAUGAUGUACUUCAGGCCUGGAGAGUACAGGAACUUCAUGAACAUGGAUUACAUCCAGCUCUACAUCUUUGCCAAGUCCAUCGCUACUUCCACUCACUCCAUUCUCUCCAACUGCCUCACCACUGACAACUCCUCAUUGUCUUCCUCCCAACACAGUCGCAAAGUCUGA
Molecule: messenger RNA, 638 nt
Organism: Larimichthys crocea (large yellow croaker)
Lineage: Eukaryota; Metazoa; Chordata; Actinopteri; Sciaenidae
Product: gamma-crystallin M3
Biological process (GO): lens development in camera-type eye; visual perception
Molecular function (GO): structural constituent of eye lens
Source: RefSeq, a predicted model, not a curated record